Molecule: messenger RNA, 1227 nt
Organism: Anisakis simplex (herring worm)
Lineage: Eukaryota; Metazoa; Nematoda; Chromadorea; Rhabditida; Anisakidae
Source: the annotation of a GenBank genome assembly
AUGUUGAAUAAAUUCAAUGGCGCAGUAGGUAAUCGGCACAUUUGUCUUGGGUGGGAUGCAGUAUGUAGUCAACAAGCUACUUAUCGGCAUGGUGGGGCGCCGUCACGACGCCGCAUUUCGGAAUUACCAAGGAGCGCAGCAAUUGCACUACACUCUCCACCGAGAAAGCAGACGUCAUCUCCGCUCCCAGAAGUAAAACAGCAUCGAAUUUACGAGCGAGGACAUAUCUUCUCGAAAUCUUGGAAUCCAGAACGUUACAUUUAUUAUGAGACGUCACCUGACGUCGAUAGCGACGCUUCAGUACCAACACAAAUCGAUGGCGAUGCCACUAAUCCAUAUAAAAAAUUUUAUCACGAGAUGAUGCGUGUAUUUGGAUCAGACCCACGAGUUAACGACCUAACCCAAGAAAGGGUAGCAGUAGGGAUAGGCCAUCGCUCGAACGUUCGUUCUUUUUGCGAGCAGACCAAAAGUUUCGAUGACCAUCGGACUGAACAAAGGCGAUCAACAACUAUGAGUCCACGUUCCAUGAGCGAAGCUGAACAACGCCAGUUGGUUAGGCAGCAAACAGUUUUUCAUCUACAACCGCAGAACGAAAUCAGCAAAGAAUGUAUAAAUUUGUGGGCCGAUCGAAACAUGUUCGAAUUGAACUCAAAUUUGAUGAAUCAUAUUUCGACCGAUCUUUCCACCGAUCAAUCAGCAUCCACAUCAUUCGAAUCCAACACCGAACCGACAGUAAGUGGCAUCAACCAGCGCCGUCAUUCGAGCUUUCUCGAAUUGCCACCUUCAGCCGAUACACGUAGGCAAAAAUACAAGAGUCUUCUUUUGUAUCGUCAGCACUUAUCGAAUGCAAUAAAUCGUCAAGCAAGUUCGUUUGAGAGUGCAUUAUCGAGUGAAUCAAGUGCUGCAGAUUCAUUCACAGUGAACGGUGUUUGUACGACUUCGUUUGAUUCAACUCGUUCUGAACAAACGGAUCAAGAUAAAUCACCUGAAAUGAAAUUCAAUCGGCAGUUGAGUGAUUGUCGCGAGGAUCGAACUUCACUGCAUCUAGCUGGUCGUAAUUAUUUGAGUCGUGUGAAAGCAGGUGACUACGUGCCAUUGGCUCGUCGCGCGAUCGAUCCAAAAAUAACGAUGAAUCUUCAACGGGACUAUAGUGUGGACUCAAAAACAGAUCAUGCUUCUGGAUAUCAAGAUGAAAUAUUCCAAGAUUUCAUGAAAGGUUGUAUUUAA